Messenger RNA from Electrophorus electricus (electric eel), 1099 nucleotides. It is a transcript of the gene gfer, whose product is annotated as growth factor, augmenter of liver regeneration (ERV1 homolog, S. cerevisiae). Gene Ontology annotation, biological process: liver development. Gene Ontology annotation, cellular component: mitochondrion. The record is from RefSeq and is a predicted model, not a curated record. Lineage: Eukaryota; Metazoa; Chordata; Actinopteri; Gymnotiformes; Gymnotidae. Gene Ontology annotation, molecular function: flavin-dependent sulfhydryl oxidase activity; flavin adenine dinucleotide binding.
GUAGUUCCUUUAUGGUAAAUACUAACUUGAAAUAUAAUAUGAAAUAUACAUUUGGAAAUUCAUUUAUAAUUAUCAGCUAGAUAGAUUUUUAAAACUACAAUUAUGUGACGCCCCUAUUGAGAUGUAAUCAAGUCAGAAAACAGUAUAUUUUUUAAUAUUGGUCAAAUAAGUCAUUGCUGCUUGUUACGCUAGCCAGCCGGCAAUAUGGCAGCGCCGUCAGGGACGCGAUAUUCAGAAGAUAACUCUCCUGGUAUGGGGAGUUUUCCGUUUUCACAAUCUGACAAACCACAUGAAGAAAAUAAAGAACAAGUUGAACUCGGAGGUUCAAAAAAGAAACCGUGUAGAGCUUGUUCAGAUUUUAGAACAUGGAUGAAAGUUCAGAAGAAACAGACGUCCUCAGUCACGGCACAGAAUACCCAGGCAACUGAGGAGAGUGAAAAACCUGUUGAGUGUCCCCUGGAUAGGGAAGAACUUGGGAGAAGUUCAUGGUCUCUUCUCCACACUAUGGCAGCCUACUACCCUGAUAUACCCACGACGACACAGCAACAAGAAAUGACUCAAUUCAUCAGCCUGUUUUCAAAGUUUUUCCCCUGUGAAGAAUGUGCUCAAGACUUAAGGUCCAGGUUGAAAACGAGCCAGCCAGACACCAGCAGCCGCCACAGUUUCUCACAAUGGCUAUGCCAUCUCCAUAAUGGUGUCAACGUCCGUUUAGGCAAGCCAGAGUUUGACUGCAGCAAAGUGGAUGAGCGGUGGAGAGAUGGAUGGAAAGAUGGCUCUUGUGAUUGACAGCUUCAAACAAUGCAGAAUUACUAAGGAAAAUUGAAAUAUUGAAUUAUUUGACCUUACCAUAUGUAAACUUUUUAAAUAUGGUACGUUACACAGAAUAUAUUUGGCUUAAUAUAAUGAUGACUUAUAUUUUCAUUAAUGUCUUUGUAAUUCACAGACUGUUUACAUGUAAGGAUUAUGAGACAUGACAUUGCUGCUUAUUAGUGUAUAUUGUGCAUUCCAAAAUGCACAAAAUUAUUGUGGUCUCUUGUAAGCAACAAAAUGCAAUAAAUUGUUUUUUCGAGUCAAUGAUUAAAAAUUUGGAACGUCAUGA